AUUAUGCAGCUCCUAAGAACACGUAUCUGUACAAGGAUGACAUACUGAACUUCAGGGUCCGUGAUGACGAUGUCUGGGUCCUCACCUAUCCUAAAUGUGGCACCACGUGGACGCAGGAGAUGGUGUGGAUGAUCUGUCAUGACGCGGACUCCGCCCUCGCUCGCUCCGCCACCAUCAUGGAUCGAUUCCCGAUGCUCGACACACCAGAUGGCGCUGAGAUCUCUCGCCUCGCUGCGCGCGCUUCGCCACGAUACAUCAAGUCUCAUCUGCCGCUCUGUCUGCUCCCACGCGGACUCCUGCACUCAAAGGCUAAGAUUAUCUACACGGUGCGCAACCCCAAGGACACGUCCAUAUCGCUCUACAAGUUCUUUCAGAUGAUGGAGAUCAGACACAUGGAUAGCAGCUUCGAGGAUUUCAUGUUCUAUUUCACCGAGCAGACA
This is a messenger RNA of Priapulus caudatus, 440 nucleotides long. RefSeq names its product sulfotransferase 1C4-like. The record is from RefSeq and is a predicted model, not a curated record. The transcript has 3 exons. Gene Ontology annotation, cellular component: cytoplasm. Lineage: Eukaryota; Metazoa; Priapulida; Priapulimorpha; Priapulimorphida; Priapulidae. Gene Ontology annotation, biological process: sulfation. The annotation marks the transcript as partial. Gene Ontology annotation, molecular function: sulfotransferase activity.